Molecule: messenger RNA, 3352 nt
Organism: Closterium sp. NIES-67
Lineage: Eukaryota; Viridiplantae; Streptophyta; Zygnematophyceae; Desmidiales; Closteriaceae
Source: the annotation of a GenBank genome assembly
UCACACCUAUGCCGCUCAACAACCGUCAGCCUGCGGGCACGAAGCUAACGUAGUCAACAACGCGCGCCAAGACUACGAUAGUAUUCAUGUCCCCAGUAACAGAAACAGUUCGUCUCUAUGAGCGGCCGUAACAGACCUCUUGCCCUAAAGCCCUCGUUUUAGCUGACCGGAUUCUAAGGACUUGGAGUUUCGCUAGUAGGGUGUGAAUCUACUAGAUCGGAACAAAACACUAGAUUAAAUUUCGCCCUAGCAAUGGCCACCGCGACGGUGGGUUUGUGGACCGAUGAUCGAUUGCCAUCCGUAAGUCCUCCGUUUGCUGCUGGUUUGGCCAGCGACCUAGCAAAAACGGAAGAGGGCCGUGACCUCGUAACAGCGGCAGAUGGCUCAGCCGCUAGAGAGCCGAUCCGUUGCGCGCCGUUUUCCGCCCUCGGGGGGCGCGGGCAAUCGGCGACCAUACGCCCGCUGCGCUUUCCCCGCGAUCCUGAAUCGGAGGAGUCGCCAGACGACUCUGCGACAACGUCGUCAGCGUCGGAUUGCGACCAUGCAGAAGCUGGUUUCGAUUGCGACCCUGGGGGCGAAAGAGGCGGAGGAGGAGGCGGAGGGGUAGGAGCAGUAGGCGACGCGGGUGUAGGUUCGCUCGCGCAUUGUGGGGUUACCUCCAUGCUGCGAUUUCGUAACCUUUCGUACUCUGUCGCAUCGGGAACGCGAAAGAGCGCAUGCCGCAAAUCCAAAACUUCGAAAGUCGCGCCGUUGCCUCAAGACGAAAGCGCGGCAAUCGAGACGUUCCCAGUAGACGUUGAAGUGGGCAGCGGGGAUAACGGAAAUACAGUCGGCAGUCUCAAAUCAGGAAGUUGGAGAUUAGGGGACGGUAUCCACAGCAUAGACAGUUUUUCGAGUGCUGGCAGCAGAUUAAGCUCGUUAGAACGCUCGAUUUCCAAGCAGAUUGGCGCGAGAAAGAAUCACAGCCGCAGGGUUCUGGUCGAUAUCAACGGCUGCGCGCGAUCGGGAGAGAUAACGGCGAUAAUGGGGGCCAGCGGCGCGGGGAAAACGACGCUGCUGAACAUCCUGGCGUGCCGCAUAGCGUCGGGUCGGCGAGCGGGCGAAGUGGAGCUCGACGGGUUACCCGUGCGAAGUGGGAUGAUGCGACGCGCGUCGGCGUAUGUGAUGCAGGACGACCUUAUGUUUCCGUCGCUCACGGUGCGCGAAACGCUGAUGUUCGCUGCGGAGCUUCGCCUGCCGCAGAGCGUGGGGCGCGAGGAGAAGGCGGCGAAGGUGGCGCGGCUGCUGGACCUGCUGGGGCUGGCUGACGUGGCGGAAACGCGCAUUGGGGACGAGGGACAGAGAGGCGUAUCCGGGGGUGAGCGGAAGCGCGUGGCAAUUGGCACGGAGAUCAUCUGCGACCCGAAGAUCCUCUUUCUCGACGAGCCCACGUCGGGGCUCGACUCGACGAGCGCGUUCCGCGUGGUGCGGGCGAUUAAAGACAUCGCGAUCAACACCAACAGCAUCGCCGUCAUGGUGCUGCACCAGCCCAGCUUCCGCGUUCUCAGCCUCGUCGACCGCCUGCUCCUCCUAGCCUCAGGCCACACCGUGUUUCACGGCGCGCCUCCCGCGCUGCCGCGCUUCCUCGCGUCGGUGGGGUUCCCCGUGCCGCAGUUCGCUAACAGCACCGAGUUCGCGCUGGAUCUUAUCGAGGAUAUGCAGCGGUCGAGCCGCGAGGUCGCGGAUUUCGUGGGAUUUGCGCGGGAAUAUGCGCGGCAGCAGGAGGAGGAGGAAGCGGAAGCGGAGCGGGAGUGGGAGAAACGGAGGGUCGGAUUUGCGGGGGAGGCAACGGUACAAACGGAGAAGAUCGAUUCGUUACAAGAACACGCUGCGCUCCGAUAUAAGCUCCACCUAGAUGGUUGCGUCCAGAUGCCGGGCCUGGAUAAGGAAGAAGGGACGCCGGAAGGGACGCCGGAAGGGACGCCGGAAAAGACGGGGAGAGGAGGAGCUGACGAAACGGCGAGAUGUUGGAACUCCAGUUAUUUCCAACUGCCCAGCGCGCGUAACGAGCCGGCUACUAACGAGGACGUGGAGACGGGCGGUGUGGAUCGGGCUGGCGAAAGCGGAAAGGCGCCUUGGUGGGGGAGAUUAGGUGGGAAGGGGGAGACGGGGAGAGCGGAAAACGGGGGAGGGGAAAAGGAAAAUAAAGAUGGCCGUAUGGAGAAGGGUUGGGAUUGGGGGGUGAAAUGGAGGGGCGGCGGGGAUGGGAAGGAGUUUGCGAAGGUUGGCGACGGGGUUGGCGAGACGAGAAAGUAUGGUAACGCAUGGUUCGCUGAGCUGGCGGUGCUGACGAGACGAAAUGCGCUGAUCACGUUUCGCACGCCCGCGCUGUAUCUCCUGCGACUGGGGCUGAUCGCUAUAACGGGGAUACUGCUGGCGACGAUCUUCUUCCGACCAGAUGAAAGCAUGAAGGGCUUUCAGGAGCGCCUGGCCUUCUUCUCCUUCGCCAUCUGCGUGCUCUUUUUCGUCUCGUGCGACGCCGUCCCCAUCUUUAUUCAGGAGCGCAACAUUUUCCUGAGAGAGACCAGCAGCAGUGCCUACCGCCCGUCCACCUACCUGCUCUCCUCCUCGCUCGUCUACCUGCCCUCCACCUCCUCAUGGCGCUCACGCUAGUGCUCGAGGCCUGGUGGUGCCUGGGGCUGCAGGGCGGGGCUCAGGGCUUCUUCUUCAUGGUGCUGGCUUGCUUCGCCAUGCUGUUUACCGGGAAUGCGAUCGCCACGUGCGUCAGCAUCUGCGUCAACCAUGUGGUGCUGGCCUACGCUGUGGCCAUCGCCCUCAUGGCAUACUUUGCCCUUCUCAGCGGCUUCUACAUCGACAAGGACAGCAUCCCGGGCUUCUGGAUAUGGCUGCACUACCUCUCGCCCAUGAAGUACGCCUACGAGUCACUCGCAAUCAACGAGUUCGGCAGACCUGGAGGCCCCUGUUACCUGGCAGCUGGUACAAUGUUCGACAAUACACCCGUGGCGCCUUACAUAAAUGGAACAACUAUAAAUAAGGCAAUGAUGGGGAUGCGCCAGGUGCUGGCUGGUACCCCUUACAGCAAAAUCGCUGCAAGCACAUGCUUGCGGGACGGCCCUCAGCUGCUAAUAACUACACUAUCGGUGAAUGAGCUCAACAUGUGGGAGAAUGUUGCGGUGCUGAUGGGGUUUGGAGUGGUCGUACGGUUCGUUACGUUUCUCCUCUUGGUGCGGUUCAGUAAAGCGAAGCAGCAGUGAGAGGGCAGGGUGUGGCUACCCCUCUAUAAGGGAUUAAGGCAUAUUCUAUGGCAUACAAGUGUAUCAUUGUAACAAUAACAUAAUGCUACUGGCUAAUC